UUACAAGGAAAAAAAUGAAUUUGUGAAACAUAUGAAAAAGCAUUGUAUGUUUUGUGAUGUUUUAUGUGAAAGUGUAAACGAUUUAGAAUUGCACUUAGAGAACCAUCAUGGAGAUGAGCAUGUAAUGAAACAAAAUCGAGAUCAACAACAAGAAAAACUAAAGCAGCAGCAUGAAAAUAAAUCAGCUGUGAAGGUGGAAAAGUUUUGUGGUGAUUGUGAUAAAAUUGUGAAUAAUAUACGAUCACACGUUCGUAGCGAAGAACAUCGAUCCACCGUGAGAAAAAAUCUGGAUUCUGACAUAAAAAUUGUUAAAAGUGCAUUUAACAAAAAUAUACUCAGCUAUGAGAUACAAAACAAUAAAGACAUUUUGUACCCGAUCGAUUUUCUUAAUGCUUCAAAAGAAUUAAUAAUUAAAACCUUGAAAAAUGAGUUAAACGGUAAAACGCUCAUAAAAUUUAAUAUGGAACUCCAAGGACUGUAUGUGAAACCAAACAAUGAAAAAGAUGGACCUUCAACUUCCAAAGAGUUAACUAUUGAAAAUAUAUUUAAUCAUAUUUCAAAAACAACGCUAUUAACCCUGGGAGAUGAUUUGGAAGAGGUCGUUUUCAACCACUGUGUGGAAAUUAUAGCUAAAUCAGAAGAGUUCCAAGAAAGAGGCUCUAAUUGGGCCCUGGAGAAACUUUUAAAACUUGACAUAAAUGUGUUGAGAGCCAACUUAACACGUGGCUCACAUUAUAUUCCAACUCCGAAAUCAUUAAGCAACAAGAAGGGUGCGUGCCUUAACAUCAAAAACUAUGAUGACUUUUGUUUUAAGUGGUGUAUGGUUGUUGCAUUGGGGGAAACUGCAUAUGGAGAUCCGAGUAUAACCUCUUCAUAUAACGUAGACAUACACCAAGAUGUCAUUAUUCUGCAGUCUGGAAUAUCGCUAAAUUUCGAACAAUUAAAUUUCCCAUUGGGUCUUAAAUAUAUAAAAAAAUUUGAAAUGAACAACCCAGAGAUUAGCGUAAAUGUUUUCGGUUAUGAAAACAAGUCGGUCGUUGGUCCAUAUUACUUAACAAAGGAGACGAAAAGCAAUCACAUUAAUUUAAUAUUGCUGCACAACGAAGAAAAUUUCCAUUACAUUUUGGUUAUGGAUAUGUCUUGUCUUAUGCGGUCUCAAUUCACAAGUCAUAAGGAGAAAGGUUACUUUUGUUUUGGAUGCCUGCAAUGUUUCCACGAUGAAAAUAAAUGUAUGACUCACAAAAAGCAGUGUGGAAAAGUAGUCUGUGCCCUGCCGAACAAAAAAGAAGCCGUACUAAAGUUCGUCAAUCACAAGAAAAAGGAUAAGGUGCCUUUCGUUAUUUAUGCUGACUCCGAAAGUGUACUGGAAGACGUGCAGGAAGAUGAGAACAAUGGGGCGAGUAAAAAAACGGAAAAGGUAAAGAAGCAUAUUCCAUGUGCUUUUAGUUAUUUUAUUAAAUGUAGUUUUAAUGAAAAUUUAAAUAAGUUAUUUAUAUAUAGUGGUCCCGACGCAGCAAAUGUUUUUCUGAAAGAACUAAUUCAGGAUUGUAAAUUUUUGUAUGAUAGUUACCUAACCAAAACGAAACCUAUGAAUACUCUAACCCCCGAAGAAGAGACAGCCUUUCUUAGGGAUAUCAAUUGUCGUAUAUGUGGCGACAUUUUAGGUAACGAUAGGGUGAAAGAUCAUUGUCACUUAACGGGGCAAUAUCGAGGUGCGGUACAUAACCAUUGCAAUCUGCAAUAUCAUCUACCUAAAUUUAUUCCAAUAUAUUUCCACAAUUUUUCUUCGUACGACUGUCACCUCUUCUUUAAAGAGUUAGUUGAAUUUGGAGGUGAAAUAAGAGUCAUACCUCAAAACAAAGAAAAAUAUAUUUCAAUGUCUUAUUUCAUUAAUAUGGACCGACUCUAGUUCUUUAAAAAGUACAGUUGUUGUAGGAGAAGAAGAAGAUUCGAGUGAGGAAGAUGAUGAGGAAUUCCAGCAAGAAGAGGAAAGUGAGGGCAAAAAAGAGAAGAAAAAGAAAAUGAAUAGAUUAGAGCAUCGUUUCUUAGAUAGUUUUCGAUUUAUGCCUACUAGUUUGGAUAAAUUAGCAAGGAAUUUAUCUCGAGAUUCUUUUGUUGCUGUCAGAUCUCAUUUUCCUGAUGAUGAAUCAUUUGAACUUAUGACUAGGAAAGGAGUAUUUCCCUACGAAUAUAUGUCAUCAUUUGAAAAAUUGAAGGAGAAACAACUUCCCCCUAUAGACCAAUUUUAUAAUAAGUUGACCGAUACUGAAUGCUCGUCAGACGAUUAUAGGCAUGCAACAAAUGUUUGGUCACAUUUUCGAUGUCAAACUAUGCAAGACUACAUGGAUUUGUACUUAAAAGCUGAUGUCUUGCUUUUAGCAGACGUAUUUGAAAAUUUCAGGAGCUUAUGUAUGCGAAUUCACGAACUGGACCCUUGUCAAUAUCUCACAGCACCAUCUCUAUCUUGGGAUGCAAUGCUACUAUGUACUAAAGUCGAACUUGAGCUACUCAGAGAUAUAGACAUGUACAAUUUCUGCAAAAAUGGUAUUCGGGGAGGGCUUACCCAGUGCUCAAACAGACACUCGGUAGCAAAUAAUGAAGAUGCUCCCAAUUAUAAUAGUGCCAAACCAGAGGUAAAUAUCUAUUAUUUGGAUGUAAAUAAUUUAUAUGGUACAGUUAUGACUGAGUGUCUCCCUGAAAAAGAUUUUAGAUGGGUGGAGGGUUAUGAAAUGGAGAAAUUCAAUGAUCCAGCUGUAAUAUUAUCUAUUCCUGACAACGCUCCUACUGGUUUUAUUUUAGAGGUUGAUAUUGAAUAUCCACCGCACCUUCACGACAAACAUAACGAUUUACCUUUUUUGGCGGAGAAAAAGUGUGUUGAAGGCUCAAAAACUGAAAAACUGAUUGCAGAUUUUACUGACAAAACAUCAUACACCAUACACUACAAAUUACUUAAGCAAUCUCUGAAACAUGGACUAAUUCUUAAGAAAGUCCAUAGAGUUUUGGCUUUCACACAAAGCGCUUGGUUAGCUCCUUACAUACUGAAGAAUAAUGAACAUAGGGAAAAGGCUGAAAAUGCCUUUGAAAAAGAUUUUUUUAAAUUAUUGAAUAACUCUUCAUUCGGUAAGACAAUGGAGAAUAUCGACAAAAGAAAAACUGUGAAAAUUGUGACAAUGUGGGUAGAUGAGGCAAACCAAAGAAGAAGGAAUGUUGCUAGUAAAUUAAUCUCGAAGCCAAAUUUUCACAGCCUUUCGAUAUUCUCCGAAAAUAUGGUUGCUAUUCAAAUUAGGAAUGUCAGAGUAAAAUAUGAUAGACCAUUGUACUUAG
Messenger RNA from Musca domestica (house fly), 3324 nucleotides. RefSeq lists its product as uncharacterized. The transcript has 2 exons. The record is from RefSeq and is a predicted model, not a curated record. The coding region runs from base 32 to 1909 and encodes 625 amino acids. NCBI's taxonomy places the organism in Eukaryota, Metazoa, Arthropoda, Insecta, Diptera, Muscidae.